AUGUCGACGCCUAUGAGUACCGACCGUGAAUCCACGCUAGUCUCUGACGACGAAAAGGAGCAGAUUAGUGGUUGUCCGACCUACGCCUCCUUUGGGGACAAAGGUGUCACCGCUACAACGAAUUCUCAGGGCCACUUGCUGCAAAUUACGCGCUAUUUUGACCAUGGACCAUCCGGAUUCUUUUGUGUCGACCUUACUGACAUCCUACCAUCAGAUACAAUUACUCAUCGCCUGCAGAAGCUACAGGAGUACUGUACAGACCCUAACAGCGGAGUGGGUGUUCGAAUUGAACAUUCUAUGGAUGUUGAUGCUCAUACUGAGAAGCCAAACGAAGAGGUAUUAAAUGAAGAGGUGCCAAAUGAAGAGGUGCCAAAUGAAGAGGUGCCAAAUCAAGAGGUGCCAAAUCAAGAGGUGCCAAAUCAAGAGGUGCCAAAUCAAGAGGUGCCAAAUCAAGAGAAGCCGAAUGAAGAGAAUCCAAAUGAAGAGGUACCAAAACUAGAUUUUGUGCAUGAUCGUUGGCCACACUUCGUUACGAAAACACCAAAAUUCGAUCUUGAAACUCAAUACUUUGUCUCCGAGAAGACGGUGUAUCAGAUAUACACCCUCAAGCUUCGCCAAGGAGAAGAUCAUCCCACAGAAAUUCCACAACAAGAUAUAAAUAUCGAGUUGUUCCUUCGAAACCUUAGCGUCAAGGCAGACAGUGAUGAGAAUAGUUCCAACUCGAACAGUAACGAUACUCAGGACCCUCACUACGAAGAGUAUUCCAAUCAUCUAUCACCUAACGAAGACUAUGUCAAAAGAACCCGCAAAAUUCGCAACACAGCGCAUGGUAAUCAUGAUGUUAUUGCUCUAUUUAUAACACCAUUUAUUAACAAGCGCCCUCAAAAGUUUAAUGUUGAGCUUAAAUCUGGAGAUUGCCACAUCGUUCUAGAAGACAGCGUCUUGGACAGCACCUUGGAGGAUUUGAAGGAAGGAAAAAAGCUGGAGGUCACCCUGGCCUAUCGACUGGAAUUGAUAUCUUCAGGAAAAACAGAGUUUAAUGGUUCUGUUUCCUCCGAAUCUCUUUCCAAAUCUCUUUCCAAGUCUCUUUUCGAACCUACUCCUGAAUCUCUUUCUGGCCCUCUUUCUGAAUCUCUUUCUGAAUCUCUUUCUGAAUCUCUUUCUGAACCUCUUUCUGAAUCUCUUUCUGAACCUCUUUCUGACCCUAUUUCUGAUCCUAUUUCUGAUCCUAUUUCUGAUCCUAUUUCUGAAUCUCUUUCGAAGGCUCAGGCUGUGCUGAACAAGACUUUCAAAGAGCCAUCAUUGACCCAGGAUGAUGACUUCAAUGCUAAUUUAAGACGAAAUUUGGAGCAUAUCCUAUCCGUUUGCAGUAUUCCUGUCAGCUUUGAUGCUAAUGGAAAUAACCCUUCCAUUGCCCUAACAUGUGGAGAUAUCUCGGGACAUAGAAUCUCAACAGAAGCAAGCUUCUACGCUUUUCGAUUCCUUCUUCUGACGCUUGAGAAUAUAAACAAUCCAUCCAGAGGUGUAUACCAGUUGGAAAAUGAUUCAAAAGAAGACGAUUAUGUGGCCAAGAUGACAUCCCGUAUUUUUGAAGUAUGUCAAGGACAUUUAAGAUGGCUUAUUCGCGGGAACGCGAAAUCAGAUUCCGAGGUCUUGAGUCUCAACGGCACAGGCGGCGACGCUACAAUAGUCGAUGAUGAUAGCAAUCCCAACGUGCUCAAGCAAUCACUCAUCAGUACAUCUUUUCAAAUCAUCAAAGCAGCAGAAUUUUGUCGAACGGUUAUGUCAAACGUUUCGGAAGAAACAAAACUCGAGAUUGCGGAAGGGUUCCGCACCAUCGUCAGCAAAUGGACUGCAGCCCUUGAUGAAAAAAACAAGGGACGUGACUUUUUGUUUCCAAAUCUGAGAAAAGAGAGAGAGCAAUGGGUAUUCCAUCUCUCUGAUCACGCCAUAAUUUGGUGGGCUGCUAGAUCAGCAGAAGAACUCGAACUUCGAAUUAAGGAAAACCUUGCUGCUAAAUUGGCAGAAGAACUUGAACUUCGAGUUGACAAAAGCCUUGCUGCUAAAUCGGCAGAAGAACUCGAAGUUCGAGUUGACAAAGACCUUGCUGUUGAACCAGCAGAAGAACUCGAAGUUCGAGUUGACAAAAGCCUUGCUGCUAAAUCAGCAGAAGAACUCAAACUUCGAGUUGACAAAAACCUUGGUACCUACAUAAGCCGAGAUGGGAUGAUCUACUCUAAGGAGAUCCAGAAAAGUCUUUUGAAGAGAUUCACAAUCCGAAAUUCAUCAUUUGAGAAGCAUAUGAUUGCAAUCUCCAGAAGCUCUAAUGAGACGAGAUUCCAAUUUCGGGCCAGAGACACUGUUCUUUUUUAUGCCAUGGAGCGCAGGCUAUUCGAUCAAGGCGAUCCAGCCGAGGGUGAAUCCUCCACCUGGGAAAAUAAAAUCGAAGCUUGGAGAUGUACGGUGGACUACCAGAAAGAAUGUGAAGAUGAUCAAAAUGCACAUUUGAAUUGGUACCAGCCACUCCAUUAUGCCUUGGCGUUAAUGAUGUCGUCGAUUAACAAACAAAUAACGUCGCAGGCAAUUUCGCGAGUACAGAAAGACGCCAAAAAUAUACUACUUCAAAGAUCUUCUUCUAAUGAAUUACUUUUGGGCCAUCCUGAUGAGAACAAAAGACCUCCUAUGUUUGAUGGCGAUGGUACGAGUGGUCUCUUCUGGUCGGCAACAUUUGAAGUGCCAUAUAUCAUAUUGAAAUAUACAAUGGCCCAGACGCAAAGCGAGAUCCCAGGAUCGAGUAUCACUGCGAUCACUCCGUCACCUCAGGGUUCUAGUGCCUCGUUGUCACUUCUGUUGACGGAAUCAACAGCACCUGAUCCCACUCGAGAAUCGGUCAGAAAUAAAACAACACCAUUGUCAACUAUUGAGAUCCCGACUGGCUGGCAGAGUCCGCUAAUGAAGCAUGGAGUACUAUUCAACAAUGCCAUUGACCUGGGGAAAAUUGUUGAGAUACCAGAUGAGUGGCUGUAUAACGAACCAACAUUCUUUAACUUUCACCCUACUAUAUCUUUCAAUACCGUUGAUAAGUUUCGCAAAGAGCUGCGUAAAAUUCAUGCCAAAGAAACGUCGAAGAAGAGUCCAUCAAAGUAUCAGGAAUCUUCUUCGAUGGCCAACAUCAAAGAGACUCAUGAAAAGAUCUCAUCGGAGUCUAAUACAGAGCUGGAGGCAACCCGCAGAAACCAGACUACCUUCUGUACUAUGAAAGUAGUGCAUGGGGCGGCGGCUAUGGCGGACCUUCGCUUGCGCGAAGGCGAGCCAAUGGGCUGUAUCAUUGAUGUGCCCAGAGUUAGGCGUCAUAAGUAG
Molecule: messenger RNA, 3360 nt
Organism: Trichoderma breve
Lineage: Eukaryota; Fungi; Ascomycota; Sordariomycetes; Hypocreales; Hypocreaceae
Exons: 3
Coding region: 1-3360 (1119 amino acids)
Source: RefSeq, a predicted model, not a curated record